Molecule: messenger RNA, 3982 nt
Organism: Hippopotamus amphibius kiboko
Lineage: Eukaryota; Metazoa; Chordata; Mammalia; Artiodactyla; Hippopotamidae
Gene: SRR
Product: serine racemase
Exons: 7
Coding region: 2876-3919 (347 amino acids)
Biological process (GO): D-serine biosynthetic process; L-serine metabolic process; pyruvate biosynthetic process
Cellular component (GO): cytoplasm
Molecular function (GO): ATP binding; L-serine ammonia-lyase activity; threonine racemase activity
Source: RefSeq, a predicted model, not a curated record
CGGCCCAGCCAGGCCAGGCGAGGCGGGCGUUCGCGGCGGUGGCUGCUCUUGCUGCCGUGAUGGCCUUUGAGGACACCGUUGCUGGCCUGGGGCUCGGGUUGACGGGGACCCCCACCGUCCGGCCUUUUCCAGUCAUCUUAGGCCAGGGUCUCCCGCCACAGGCCCGGACUAGUACCUCAGGCUUUUAGUUUGCGACCUUCAAGAUAUUGUAGGAUAGUUCGUAUUAUGCCCCACUCCCCCCCACCCCCUUUUUUUUUUAAUAAGGAAACUGAAUCCCAGAGAACCGUAGAAAAUUGCCCAGGAUGACACAAUCGAUAAUUACCAGAGACUCAAAAGUCUUUUCCAUUAUGGCAAUCUACAUCCCAAACUUCGUGACUUUUUUUUUUUUAAUACAGUAUAGGUGACUCUUGUUGAGGGAAGGGGUUGUGUGGAAAUAAGUCGGGAGCUGUUUCGAGUUGAUUGGGGAAUUUCUGUAUCACUGUGGAUUCUUGGAAACAUGACUUGACUUUCCUGGAUCUCAGGUGGAUUUUUUUUUUUUUUUUUUUUUUUUUCAUCUUAAAAUGUAACUGGAUCUGAAGACUGGUGCUUUACCUGUUCGUUCAUGAGCCCGUGUUCUGAACUGGGGUGGAACUCUCCCCUCUUGCAAGGCUGCUUCCUUCCACCUCUUGCUUCUUCCCAGUCCCACACAGCCUAUUGGACCUCUACACCAUCGAACAAUAGUUACCAAUGAUUCCUUAGACUGGGCCUAGAAGAUUAAACAAUCUCUGACAACUCAUUCAGUUCCUAUUAGGUGGCAGAUGCUUCGCCUCCACAGGGUUCUAAACAGGUGGAGAAAGUCAGCAGAUAGCAAAAGAAGGGGAGUGAUUGGAGUGGUCAGAGCAAAUGGCAAUCGUUAAAACAGAUAUGAAAGAAACAGGAGAAAAUGUUUAAGACUAAUUAGCUUUCAUAGUGAAAUUGGAAAGGAGAUUGCCACAGGUUUUUGUUUGUUUGUUUAAGAUGGGAAAAUAAUCUGAACAAAACUUUCUUGAAGAGGAAAAACACGAUUGUCAAAUUAGUGCAGCCGUUUCAGUGAACUGCAGAUGAGAUAUGCCAAAAGUUAAACCAGCUCAAAAAAAUUUACCAAAACUCGGAAAAUAUAAUAGAUAUAAAGUAUUGAGAGAUAAAGGUAGGAGACAUGGAGAAUGGAUCCAGAAAACUAAUAAGAUAUGAGUUCAGAAGGUGGUAACAGAACUAAGAGCAAUCAUUAAAGAUAUAAUAGAAGAAAAUUUACUAAGUUGAUGGAAAAUUUGGAUUUAAGACUUAAAUUCAACCCUCAGAUUUAAAGAGUUCAUGAAAUACCAGAUAAAAAUAAAUGAAGACAGCCAUAUUUAGACCUGUAUUACAAUGAAAGCUGAGUUCAAAGAAUUAAAAUAUGUACUGAUAUAGUCAAGAUGUAUUAUUUUUUUUAAGCCAAUUGCAGAACAAGAUAUAGAGUAUGGGUCUGUCUGAGUGCAGCAAAACUAUUUAUUGCAUAUGUAUAUUUCUAUAUAAAUACAUCAAAAAAGAUGUGGAAUAAUACAUACCAGACUUUUAAGAAUGGUUAUCUUGGGAAUUCCCUGGCCGUCAAUGGUUAGGACUCUGUGCUCUUACUGUCAAGGGCCCAGGUUCAAUCCCUGGUCAGGAACCUAAGAUCCCACAAGCUGCACAGCACAGCCAAAUAAAUAAAUAAAAAGAAUGAAUAUUAAUAUGCUACAUAUUCAACAAAGGUAAAAAAAAUAAAAUGAAAAUAGAAGGAAGAAAUAAAGAUAAAAUCCAGAAUUAAUAAAGGAAAAAGAACACUUGAUAAAUUGAAGCAUUCUUUAGAAAUAAUGUAGACAUUAAAACAGACACAUUGGGGACUUCCCUGGUGGUCCAGUGGUUAAGACUCCACAGUCCCAAUGCAGGGGCUUGGUUUCUAUCCCUGGUCAAGGAACUAGAUCCCACAUGCCACAACGUAGACCUGGUGCAGCCAAAUAAAUAAAUAAAUAUUUAAUAGAAUUCAUUUCUGGCAAAAAAUUUUAAAAAUUCAAAAGACAUCCUAUCAAAUGCUACAUAGGUGGGCUUCCUAGGUGGCACAGUGGUUAAGAAUCCACCUGCCAAUGCAGAGGUCACGGGUUUGAUCCCAGCUCCAGGAAAAUCCCACAUGCCGCGGAGCAACUAAGCCCGUGUGCCCAAAAAAAAAAAAAAUGCUUCACAGGUAAUGUAAACUUAGCUCAUCAAAUCUCUGCUUUUCCCCUAAAAUACUUGUUUCUUUGCCAGCCUUAUAUCUCAGUAAAUUAUGCUACCAUCUAAGUCAAAACCCAAGAGUUAUCCUUGACAUCUCCCUCUCUCUUAGUCCGCACAUUCAGUCCAAUAUCAGGAUAUGUCUCUUCUAUCUCUGUAGUGGACACGUAUGGAGUUCGUCACUGCAACAUUUUCCCCUUUUCUCUUGAAAACUGCCCCUUACUCUCACUCAGAAAUACUUAUUCUUUCCUUUUUCUAUUUCCUUUUUUCUUUUCUUUCCUCUUUUACUCCCUUCAUUUGCACCUAUUUUUCCCCCAGUUGCAGAGAUUUGAAGCAGUCAUACUGUUCAGUUCACAUUAUCAUCAACAAGGCCUUUCUCAUUUUAUCUUUUUUUUCCUUCAUUCCAAUUCCCACUCAUGUUCCUUCCUUCUUCCUUCGGUAGCCACUCUAAUGUAUUUGAUAUAUGUCCUUGGAUAUGCAUGUAUGUCUGAAUAAUAUAUAAUAUUGUUUCGUGUAUGUGUGUGUUUUAAAUGUACAUAUUUGAUAUUGUGUUAUAGAAAUCAUUGUUUCUUUUUCAUGUUUCUGUAAAUACUUAUGACUAUUGCAUAGUAUUGUCUUAAAUGACCUCGCACCCAUGGCCACUGGUCCUGGGCCAAGAUGGACUAAUCAGAGUCCCUACCCAGAAUUUUUUUCACUGAAACUAAGAAAAAAAAGAAAAUCCCUCUCCAGUGGGGAAGCCAUAAAGUGUAAAACACAGGAGCUGUCAGCAGCCACGUGUCCUGCCAUGUGGAACCAGCUGGUCUGCAGUGAAAAGAAUGAAGCCGACAUGCAGAAAUCAGCAGAGAUUCGUGGUGCCCUUAACGCAAUCAGAGGCUUGAUUUCUGCCACUUCAGAAGAGAAGCCCAAAGCUGUUGUUAGUCACAGCAGUGGAAACCAUGGCCAGGCUCUCUCCUAUGCUGCCAAAUUAGAAGGGAUUCCUGCUUAUAUUGUAGUGCCUGAAACAGCUCCCAACUGUAAAAAACUGGCGAUACAAGCCUAUGGAGCCUCUAUAGUAUACAGUGAACAGAGCGACGAGUCCAGAGAAAAUGUUACAAAAAGAAUUGUGGAAGAAACAGAAGGCAUCAUGGUACAUCCCAACCAGGAGCCUGCAGUGAUAGCUGGGCAAGGGACAAUUGCCAUGGAAGUGCUAAACCAGGUUCCCUUGGUAGAUGCACUGGUGGUACCAGUAGGAGGAGGAGGAAUGGUUGCUGGAAUAGCAAUUACGGUUAAGGCUCUGAGACCUAGUGUGAAGGUAUAUGCUGCUGAACCCUUGAAUGCAGAUGACUGCUACCAGUCCAAACUGAAAGGGGAACUGACCCCCAAUCCCUAUCCUCCAGAAACCAUGGCAGAUGGUGUCAAAUCCAGCAUUGGCUUAAAAACCUGGCCUAUCAUAAGGGACCUUGUGGAUGACGUCUUUACUGUCACAGAGGAUGAAAUUAAGUAUGCAACCCAGCUGGUGUGGGAGAGGAUGAAAUUGCUUAUUGAACCUACAGCUGGGGUUGGAGUGGCCGCCGUGCUGUCUCAGCAUUUUCAAACAGUUUCCGCAGAAGUAAAGAACAUCUGUAUUGUGCUUAGUGGUGGAAAUGUAGACUUAACCUCCCUAACUUGGGUGAAGCAGGCUGAAAAGCCAGCUCCUUAGCAAUCCACUUGUUUAAUAUGUGCAAAAGGAAGAAAAGGGACUCAGUGUCUAGACACUUGGAAA